AUGUCAUUUAUUUCAAGAGCGAAAUCGGAUGUGGAAAUUCUUCGAGAUGCUACCCUCGUCGUUCACUAUCAAUUUGAAGAUAACUUUUUGCUAGAUUCAGGACCUUUGAAGCUCAACGCAACAAAGUCGGUUAAUGGUCUGAGACAUGUACUCGGCGUCGUCGGCCGAGCUGUUGAAUUCGCUCAACAGAAUUCUUACAUUGAAGCAUCGGGAUUUGUUGAGCUGGGCAUGGGUAAUGAGCCAUUUUCGAUUUCACUGUGGAUUCAGCCGACGCAGGUAGCCGGCGGUGGCACGAUCGUUCAUGUAUCAUCCAAACAACUAUCCUGGUGCGUGCCUUUUAUUGGGUUUAGCUCGAGAGGAGAAAUCGUCGUUCAAGUUUGGUCGGAAGUUAUGAAGAGUAUUAUUGGUCCGAAUAUCACGAUGACAGGUGAAUGGACACACGUGACUCAAACAUACAGUUCAGAGAACGGUGUGAGACUGUUUGUCGAUGGAACGUUUAUUGAUUCAACAGAAUCCUUUCCAUACAAAUUAGGAGGCUUGCCGUUGAUGAUAACACUGGGCAGCAGUGAGACAACUCAGGUGUGCGCAGACAAUGGAGCGAUUGUGACCGGACAGUAUCUUGGUCUGAUGGAUGAAUUUCGUCUAUAUUCAAGGGAAUUAACGACAGCUGAUAUUUAUGCAUUGGCUCAUCCACCGCAACAGAAAAUACUAAACUGA
Molecule: messenger RNA, 717 nt
Organism: Didymodactylos carnosus
Lineage: Eukaryota; Metazoa; Rotifera; Eurotatoria; Philodinida; Philodinidae
Source: the annotation of a GenBank genome assembly